Messenger RNA from Truncatella angustata, 2776 nucleotides. RefSeq lists its product as uncharacterized. Gene Ontology annotation, molecular function: DNA-binding transcription factor activity, RNA polymerase II-specific; zinc ion binding; DNA binding. Lineage: Eukaryota; Fungi; Ascomycota; Sordariomycetes; Amphisphaeriales; Sporocadaceae. Gene Ontology annotation, biological process: DNA-templated transcription; regulation of DNA-templated transcription. The record is from RefSeq and is a predicted model, not a curated record. The transcript has 8 exons. The coding region runs from base 119 to 2380 and encodes 753 amino acids.
UCCUGCCCGUGGCACCCGAUUUUGUAACCGUACGCGCUGCGAUUUUUGCUGCAUUGCCCAUUUGAUCAGGCACACCUACCUCCAGGCAAGCGCAAGCAGGCAUUUGCUCGACAACCUAAUGGAAGAAACUCCAGAAUCUAAUGAGAACAGGGGUAACAAUACCCCUGGCAGCAAUGGUGAACGUCAACGCAGGCCGUCUCCAAUCCAUCGUCGAGCAUGUGAAGUCUGCCGUUUCCGUAAGAUCGGAUGUGACCGAAGUGAACCAUGCUCCAAUUGUCUACGAUCAAGAACGGCCUGCACGUAUGAGGACGUCCAGGGCACACGGCCCAAACGUCAGCGGGUGCUAAUUUCGACGCAGUAUGAAAGGAAGAUCGAUCGUAUAGAGGAGCGCCUGACUAAGGUUGUUGGUCUCCUUGAGAACUUAACGAGUAAUCACAACCAAGGGCCACUAGACCGUGUUGUUCAUGGUCCCCUGGCGGCUGGGCUGGCAAAUGGCCACGAAAAUACAUUUUCGAAUUCCACACCAUUUUCUUCUAUUAGAGACCGGGAGGGCAGCCCGGGAUAUAAUACUUCUGCGACACCAGCUACGCUCGCGGGCAACACUGAGUUUGAAGGAGCGUCUUCCAUGACUGCGCACGCCGACUUUGCGAACAGCUAUCUCGCACACUCGGUCAGCUUUGGGCCACUCAAGGACUUUCACCUCGAACUUGAUGAUACGUUGAAAGCUCUACGAGACCUUGUCAGCCAACGAGACGAAGUAUCCACGGCUAAGGAACAUCGCUAUGCUCCUACGAAGACCAGCGCCUGUGAGGCAAGGUUUUACAAACCUGCUCGUCCAUCACCCAACAUGGCUAUGGCUAGCAUCAGACUAGCACAGGAUGUCCCCAAGAUAAGCUGCUUCCACCUUUGCGGCCUUAUCUCAACCCAGGAUUUCACCGACUAUGUUCUCAAAACCUUAUUCUCAGCCAACUGUUCUGAUGCCGAUCUCAUCAUAACCAACGCGGGGCUUUGUUGGUUGUACGAAGAAUUGAGCUGUCAACUCACCGAUCAAGAGCUGGGCGAGCAUCUUCAGAGAGCUGACCUGAGGAAAGAGUCCCUCUCAUGCCGCACCAAUCUCGAGAAGCUCCUGUCAGCUCUUCCACUCCAGCUGCCCUGUAACAUGGAUUAUAUAACAGCGCUUGUAUUUGCGUGCCAUUUCACGAUCGAGAACUCCAGAGCAUCACAUUCAUGGACGCUCAUAUCCAGCGCCACGCAAAUGUGCGUCAGCUCAGGAUAUCAUCGCUUCAAUCACGUGGAAGGCGACCCCGAAAGUGAGAGAUCUCGGAAGAUCUGGCUCUUCUGGAAUGUAUACAUCAUCGAAAAGGGACUUUCUCUUCGACUGGGUAGACCCUCUUGCAUUGCGGACUGGGAUAUCACCGUACCUGUACCAGAUUCAGGGCUAGGUGAUCACAUACCCUGGGGAAAUUGUACAAAGCCUUGGGUACAGCUUGCCCAUGUACAGGGACGUUGCUACGAAGACUUGUACAGCCCUGCGGCCUUGGAAAUACCCGACAACGUUAGGGCGGUACGGGCACAAACCCUAUUUGAGAGCACCAAGAAAGUGAUCAACUCAAUUGAAGAGCUAGAGGCCGGCGAAUCUCAAAGACAGCUCCAGUCUCACACGACUUUCGGCCUUAUGCAAGGUAAAGUGCUAUGCUACGCCGUUGCCACUCUCAUUCUUCGCGCGAUGCCCAAAUCAGAUUCUUCGACGGGUACAUUUACAGAUGAGUGUGUUAGCAGCGCUCGCACAGCACUCCUGCUCCACGAAAAGUGUCUCGCAAUGAUAGAGCCUCAGGAUGGAUUGGGCAUAAAUUUAUAUAUUCAGUGGACCAUACAUUACGCGCCAUUCAUUCCAUUCAUCGUCCUCUUUUGCCGCGUGAUUGAAACAAUGGAUAUGGCGGAUCUGGAACGAUUGCACAGCUUUGUCACGAAUCUCGAGCACGCCGCAAAGCUCUGCAAGAUGACAGCCUCGGCACAGCGGCUCUUCCACAUCCUGUAUAACAUUGCGAAUAGAUAUAUCGAGAUCAAGACCAGUGCGACUCAGCCAUCGAUGAGCGACGAGUUCAACGCAUAUUUGCAUGCCUUGGGAUUCGUUCCAGGGCUCAACCCAAACAUACUAACGACGCAGGAUAUUGGUGCUACUGGUGCUACCGGUACUGCCGGUGCUGCCGGACUAGUCAGUGGAGCCAAGGGCGGCAACAUCCGUCCUGAUACCCAGAGGGAAGUCAGCGCACAAGGAACAGGCCCACUGCAGCAGGAUGGGUCGCUCGGUGAUUGGUUUUACAAUAACCAGCAAAUGAUGGGGUUACUUGAGGAGAACUUUAACUAUUUUACUUCUUAGCUAGGAAGUUCUAGGAAGGACGUUGAGGGAGGUAUUAGCAAUAUUGUAACUCUGCCUCUACUUCUGAGGCACUCUAUUCUAACCUUAGAAGGGUCGAUAUUGGAUCGAAAUGAAGUCAACGAUUAGGGUAUUUCUUCAUCAGCGAUGAAACGAGAGGUGCCACCAUGGAAUCAGUUCGUCUGGUCUCUUUAUCUUUGACUCAUCGAACGACUCCUUAGAGCCUCUGUUUGCCAACUUGUCACCUGGUAGCAUCAUGCAGACCUCGAGGUCCUCUAGACUCUACCUAUUAGAUGCUAGCAAUGAUCCAUGGACGCAUGUAGGCGCAUAACAAAUUCACCUCUUCAAUCGAGGGCUCUAUUUGAGUGCAUCACAAUACACUAAUCCCGUCAAUGAAUC